Messenger RNA from Lotus japonicus, 1820 nucleotides. RefSeq names its product probable protein phosphatase 2C 5. Gene Ontology annotation, molecular function: protein serine/threonine phosphatase activity. The coding region runs from base 251 to 1525 and encodes 424 amino acids. The record is from RefSeq and is a predicted model, not a curated record. The transcript has 8 exons. Gene Ontology annotation, biological process: protein dephosphorylation. NCBI's taxonomy places the organism in Eukaryota, Viridiplantae, Streptophyta, Magnoliopsida, Fabales, Fabaceae.
CAGUCUAGAACAUUUCUCUCCCAAUCGAAUCGCGUAUCAGGAUCUCUCUCUCUCUCUCUCUCUCUCUCUCUCUCUCUCUGUCAACACUCUGGUGCCACCACCCACACUCACUAGGGUUUAUAAUCUCUCCCCUCUUCCUGCCAAUCUCUCCAGCUUCACUAUAAUCAAAUGCUGAAUCUCCCACCUCAACUUUAUACCUGAUAUCUUCACUGGAGUUUCAAAAUUUCAAUAUGUUGAAUUGUGAACUAAUAUGAGUAGGAGUAGUACUGAAUUAUCAAGAAUGAAGGAACCACUUGUUCCGUUGGCCACCCUGAUUGGCCGGGAGCUACGGAGUGAAAAAACUGAAAAGCCAUUUGUGAAGUAUGGGCAGGCUGGCUUGGCAAAGAAAGGAGAAGAUUACUUUCUAAUCAAGACAGAUUGCCAGAGGAUUCCUGGGGAUUCGUCAACACUGUUUUCUGUCUUUGCGAUCUUUGAUGGACAUAAUGGCAUGUCCGCUGCUAUUUUUACGAAGGAAAACAUAAUCAAUAAUGUUAUGAGUGCACUACCACAAGAUCUCAGCAGGGAUGAGUGGCUUCAAGCUUUGCCUCGGGCUCUAGUUGCUGCUUUUGUGAAAACUGACAUAGAAUUCCAGCAAAAAGGGGAAAAUUCUGGAACGACAGCUACAUUUGUUCUAAUUGAUGGAUGGACUGUAACUGUUGCAUGUGUUGGGGAUUCCCGUUGCAUAUUAGAUACCCAGGGAGGUGUUGUUUCUCUAUUGACAGUUGAUCACAGAUUGGAAGAAAAUGUAGAAGAGAGGGAACGUGUUACUGCCAGUGGUGGUGAAGUAGGAAGACUAAAUGUAUUUGGAGGCAGUGAGGUAGGGCCUCUUCGCUGCUGGCCUGGUGGAUUGUGCCUUUCAAGAUCAAUUGGUGACACAGAUGUUGGAGAAUAUAUUGUUCCUAUACCACAUGUUAAGCAAGUGAAGCUGUCAAAUGCAGGUGGAAGGCUUAUUAUAGCUUCGGAUGGUAUUUGGGAUGCUUUAUCCUCUGAUAUGGCCGCCAAGUCAUGUCGGGGUGUACCUGCAGAACUUGCUGCAAAACUGGUGGUUAAGGAAGCUCUAAGGACAAGAGGGCUGAAGGAUGAUACAACCUGCCUUGUUGUAGAUAUUAUUCCUUCAGACCAUCCUGUGUUACCACCAACUCCAAGAAAGAAACCUAAUAUGCUAACUUCCCUUCUUUUUGGAAAGAAAUCUCAAAACUCCACGAACAAAGGAACCAAUAAGCUUUCUGCAGUUGGUAUUGUGGAGGAGUUAUUUGAAGAGGGUUCUGCAAUGCUUACUGAGAGGCUGGGAAAGGAUGCUCCUUCUAAUGUGAAUUCUGGGAUUUCCCGCUGUGCGGUUUGCCAAGCAGAUCAAAUCCCUAGUGAUGGUUUAUCAGUGAACAGUGAGCCUAUUUUCACUCCGGUAUCUAAGCCAUUGGAAGGACCAUUCCUCUGCACAAACUGUCAGAAGAAGAAAGAUGCCAUGGAAGGAAAAAGGUCUAUCUAGAAUGCCCACAGUGACAACAGCACAGUAAUCUAGUUUUUCUAGUAAAACAGUAAAUAUUAGUAGAAUUUUUCCCUGGCAGUGUGAGCAUGCUUGCUUCUUCUACAUUUGGGUGGUGAUUGAUUGUCAUAGGUGUGUGAGAAAUGAGAUUGAGAUAGCCAGGUUAGGUCUAUUGGAGGUUGUUGCAAGUUGUUUUUGGCUUUCGCUCAGCUGUUGGACUGACUAACAGAACAAACAUGAUUAAUUCUUAUAGUUUGAUUGUUAAUGGUUUGUCAGUAACUGACAAUUUCAUGUUUAA